Messenger RNA from Parnassius apollo (apollo), 621 nucleotides. Lineage: Eukaryota; Metazoa; Arthropoda; Insecta; Lepidoptera; Papilionidae. The record is from the annotation of a GenBank genome assembly.
AUGCGUUUUGUUUCAGCGAUACUUCAGCGUGCGACGUACAAGGUCGGCCUCCUGACGAUCCAGGGGGUCUCCACCUGCCUCUACCUCUGUAUGGACGCGUGCGGGUUCCACUACGCAAAUAAGGAUCUCUCGGACGACUGCGUGUUCGAAGAGCAUAUAGAGGAAAACAAUUAUAACACAUACUCGCGGAUAAGAGGCGGCAAGAAGACCUUCCUGGCGUUAGAUAAUAGGGGGAAGUCCAGGCGGACGCAGAUACCGGUCAGCAGGCCUCUAGGCAAUCUAUCAGGAUAUGCACUAACGCUGACCAGGCGAUGGGACGGGCCGAAGCAAACGCAGUGCCCGCCGCGACGCCACCGCGGUAAACUCAAACGGCCGCCGCCCUUCCACAGGAACUGCCAGAGACGAGUCCAUAAGCAGAACCAGAGGCACAAGCGAAAGCACAAGAAAGCGAACGAUCCGAAAAAAAAACAGAGGCACCCCAAGGCGCGGAGAAAACACGACAACUCAACGACCACGACGACGGAAGUCAGCUGGGACGAGUCGACUAUGUCGACGAUGUCGACUACUGAUUUAGAGUUUUUUCGGUCGGCGACCGCGCAGGAGGCGGUCGGUCGCGCGUGA